Molecule: messenger RNA, 2043 nt
Organism: Symbiodinium necroappetens
Lineage: Eukaryota; Dinophyceae; Suessiales; Symbiodiniaceae
Source: the annotation of a GenBank genome assembly
AUGACGCAUAACCAGUUAGCGUCCUGCUACAGCAUCAGUCAGGGCCACAGCCUCAUGCAGAAGUUGAAGGAGAUGAGUCGAGACGACCAGAUGACGCUCACGGCCUUUGUGCAUGAGUUUCCAGAGCACUUCGAAACCGUCGGCAGUAACCAGCUCAAGGCCAGACCUGCACAGCAGCCUGAGUCGAAGGCGCCCUGCCAGCCCGAGCCCGGCGCAGAGCAAGAGCGAGAGCAAGGGGAGCGGCUCGGUGCCGCGGCCCUCGCCGAGCCGAUGCGCUACUCGGAGCUCUCGCGCAGCCUCCGAGCUCUCCUCAGUUCUGGGCCCGGGCGGCCCUUGCCCUUGGACGAGCUCGACGCCCUCUUCAUCGAAAGGUACAAAACCUCGGUCUCUGCCGUUGCUGGAAUGUCCCUGGCGGAGUAUUUACAGAGGAAGGACAGCCUGUUUGAGUAUGAGCCGGUGCAGCAGACCGUAAAGCUGUUGGAUAGGGGUGCGACAGUUGCGGCGGGUGAGAUGGAUGAGAGUUUCGUUGUGAGGGAGUUCGUUCAACUCAUAGAGGCUUUGGGCCCCGUCACCUACAUCUCCACACUCUGCGGGAAGUUCAUUCAGAGGAAUGGGAUCUCGGUAACCAGUGUGAUCUCCAGUCGACCUUUGGAUCUCUUCAAGCGGCACCCAAACUCCUUCCUUGUGUUGGGAGCUGGCAACGUAACACUGAAGAAGUACGAAAGCUUGCCAGAAGUCCAACGACUGAUGGAGACGGCAGUUCCAAAGGCUCGCCGCGGCGUGAAACCUGCGGAGGCUGAGGAGUCCGCUUUUGAGGUUCCGGACAUACUCACAGAACAACAUGUUGUGGAGGAGUUUCGACGCUUAAUCCUUGCAGACGGUGUGGACUCCGUGUACAUUUCAUCGCUUUGUGGGCGCUUCUUGCAGCGCUUCAAAAAGCUGGUGACUGCCAUCAUUGACGGCAAGCCUGCAGAGUUUUUACGCAGGUAUCCUGAGAUCUUUGUCAUGACCGGUGGUGGAAACGUGGGUCUUCGUGAGGUUUUGGGGGCAGAUGCCGUCUCCGUCCUGCCCCCACCAACACGUACAAAGCCCGUCCAAGAUGACGCAACAGCGCUGCCAUCAGACUUCAACGACAAGGACUUUCGUGACAUAGACUGCAUGUUCGAUGAAGAGAUCCAGAAGGAUGUAAGAGAGAUGUUGGAAGUCCUUCGUCAUCAGCUUGAAAAGGUGUCCUUCCUGGCGGUUGAUUGCGCUGUGGUUGGAGGUCCUGUGGGCCAGGGGUUGCACUGCCGUCACGGUGCCGAAAUAGUCCUCUUUGUGAGGCAACUGCCGUUCAAAAACUUCUCGCAGUGGCUGCCACACCUCGUGGAGACGCUGACGCCGGUUCUGCAGUUUCAGCUGGGCCAGCUUGCUGCCCUAAAAAUUGAUUGUGUCAAGGCAGACAGGGAUCGCGUACACUUCGAUCUUCUAGCAGAGGGGCUCUCCAUUCCCAUCGAGGUCUUGUUGUCACCUAUCUUCAAGAGCCGUGCUCACCUGAUGGAGUGUAUUCGGGAUUCACCUCCAGAUGAGCGCCUCUACUUUUAUGCCGCUUUCGUGCGAGAAAGGAACGAGCUGAUGGCCGGACAAAGUACUGAUGUGAAGGCCAUUAUGAAUUUGAUGUUGUGGUGGGUUUCCGUGCAGCCGUGGUCAAUCGCAUCGGUGCGCCCGACAAAGUGGCUUGUGCAGCUCCUGACGCUGCGCAGCUGCCGGAAGGUCCAGAGCGAUCGCAGCAGGCUUGUGGCGGCGGUCCUGCGGAGCUUCGCGGAUUUGGCGUCGCUGAAGGAGCUCUGGGAGGACGCAGACACAUCUCUGUGUCUCUACGUCUCCCAGGAUGUGUGGAAACCUUUGCUCGGACAGAGGCCGCUGGUCAUGGAUCCCGUUAAUCCAUUCUGCAAUCUCCUCGACGGUUUCGAUGGUAGCGAGCUGAUUAAGUACGCUCAGCCGCCGGUGUGUUGGAGCGCAUUCAGCGGCCAUGCAGCAGGCCGGCUGGGCGGUGCAUCGUGA